AUGGCGCCCGUUGGUGCCGCGCUCUGGCGCUCUCUCCGCGCCCACCAGGUAUACGGUGCGAACACCGACGUAGGCAAGACCAUUGUGUCGACUAUUCUCUGCAAUGCUGUCAAUCGCCUCAAGACCAACGAACAGUCGGCAUUUCUGAAGCCUGUUUCAACAGGCCCGCUGGACGACGCGGAUGACAGGCAUCUGCAACGCCAUGCUCGCGGCACCUUGACAAAAUGCCUCUACCAAUUCGAUGAGCCUGUCAGUCCGCAUAUUGCAGCCCAGCAGAAGAACUUCACGAUUCCCCGGGAUGACGAUAUCCUCUCCUCAAUUCACAAGACCCUUUCCGGCUGGGCCGAUGAUGGAGUCAAUUUCGCUCUGGUCGAAACGGCCGGCGGUGUUCAUUCACCAGGCCCCAAUGGGAACUCCCAGGCUGAUCUCUACCGGCCUCUUCGGCUGCCGAUUAUUCUGGUCGCUGACUCUCGCCUCGGUGGAAUAUCGUCAUCCAUAUCCGCCUAUGAAUCCCUUUUGAUGCGGGGCUACGACAUUCACUCUGUACUUCUGUUCAGAGAUGAAUAUUACCAGAACCACGAGUACUUGGGUAAUUACUUCCGAGGAAAAAGUAUACCGCUUGUUCCAUUACCUCCGCCGCCCGCACGCCCACAUGAACAAGAUCCCAAUUCCCGGGCCCGGGAUCUUGAAGCAUUAGACACGUACUACACCCGUGUUGCGGAGGGCACGGAUGUCGUGUCCCUCCUGGAUGAGCUAGCUCUCAAAAAUGAACAGCGGAUCGAUUCGCUCGAAGACAUGGCAAGCCGAGCGCAAAAGUCAAUCUGGUAUCCAUUUACGCAGCACCACGGCAUGCAGCCCAAGGAUAUUACUCCAAUUGACUCGGCAUAUGAUGAUUUUUUCCAGACGUAUACGGCUCCAGAGAACUCGGCACAGCAAGGAAAGCUCCAAGCGACAUUUGAUGGUUCUGCAUCAUGGUGGACACAGGGCCUUGGCCACGGGAACCCAGGCCUUGCUCUAUCAGCUGCUUACGCUGCUGGACGUUACGGACAUGUAAUGUUCCCUGGAAAUAUACAUGAACCUGCACUUUCAUUGGCAGAAAUUCUCUUGAAGACAGUUGGCAACCCUCGCCUUCAGAAAGUUUUCUACACAGACAAUGGCAGUACUGGAAUGGAGGUUGCUCUCAAGAUGGCACUUCGUGCUACGUGUGACAGAUAUGGCUGGGAUGCAAGCCAAGAGCAGGUCAACAUCUUAGGUCUUAAGGGCAGCUAUCAUGGUGACACAAUUGGAGUUAUGGAUUGCUCAGAGCCCUCCACAUUCAAUAAGAGAGUCGAAUGGUACAGAGGACGUGGCUAUUGGUUCGACUUCCCUCUGGUCAAUAUGUCACAGGGAGUCUGGAAGGUUGACGUUCCUGCGGAGCUGCAAGAAUCUCUUGGAGGCACGCAGGAAUUCUCGUCAUUGGAUGCAGUCUUUGACUUGGAAAGCAGAGUCAAUUCAGACAUCGGGGAGCGCUAUAGGAAGUACAUUCUAAACAUUAUUGAGCGCCUGGUUCAACAAGAAGGGAUGAAAUUCGGGGCUCUUAUCAUGGAGCCCAUCAUUCUAGGAGCCGGUGGCAUGCUAUUCUGUGACCCAUUGUUUCAGCGAUGUCUCGCAGACGUUGUCCGCGGAAACCCACAGCUGUUUAACCGAACUAAGCCGGCCUCAAUAGAGCCACCCCCACAGUCUGAGGUCUCGUGGUCCGGCCUUCCAAUUGUCUUCGACGAGGUUUUCACUGGUCUCUACCGUCUAGGCCGAAAAUCCUCCGCGUCGUUCCUCGGGGUCAACCCCGAUAUCGCUGUCAACGCAAAGCUUCUCACUGGAGGCCUAGUGCCGCUCUGCACGACUUUGGCAAGCAAUGAGGUCUUCAGUGCUUUUGAUAGCCCGGACAAGACGGAUGCCCUCCUUCACGGACAUAGCUAUACCGCUCAUGCUGUUGGCUGCCAAGUAGGCCUGGAUUCUCUACGGACAAUGAACAGUAUGGACGAGAACGGAGCCUGGAACGGAUUCAAGACCGAUUGGAACCAAUCCCAUGCCAACGAUGGCACCCGACCGGGGCAGGUCUGGAGUGUCUGGUCCCACGGGCUUGUCCACGAGCUGUCCCACGCAGCGACCGUUGACAGCGUCUUCGCCAUUGGUACAGUGCUCAGCAUUUCCUUGAAAGACGCACAAGGUGCAGGCUACACAUCCACUGCGGCUAAGGGCCUUCAGAGCAGAUUAGCCGCUGGCGGGCCGCAGUUUAACGUCCACUCCAGAGUCCUCGGUAAUGUACUUUACUUGAUGUCGAGUGUGACCGCCAAAGAAGAGACACUGAAAACAAUUGAGGGCCUGCUGCGAGAGUCACUGCUGUAG
Molecule: messenger RNA, 2385 nt
Organism: Aspergillus puulaauensis
Lineage: Eukaryota; Fungi; Ascomycota; Eurotiomycetes; Eurotiales; Aspergillaceae
Gene: bioDA
Product: adenosylmethionine-8-amino-7-oxononanoate aminotransferase
Exons: 5
Coding region: 1-2385 (794 amino acids)
Biological process (GO): biotin biosynthetic process
Cellular component (GO): mitochondrion
Molecular function (GO): magnesium ion binding; dethiobiotin synthase activity; ATP binding
Source: RefSeq, a predicted model, not a curated record